GCCAAUUUCGGUCGCACACGGUGUCACAUUCCAAAAAAACGAGACCAAAACAGAAGAUGGAAGGCCUUGGAGGACCGGUAGAUCUGGAACGAUAUUCUGCCGAUGGAAUCGAUCCUUCACUCGAAGAUUGUUGUCGGCGUGAGGUACGGCGAUGAUAUGGCUGUGUGUAAUGUUUCGAAAAACCACUUGGGCGUUCGAGAGGGAUUGCACCACACAGCAGCAGUUCUUUUCCGACGUCUCGUGUUGAAAUCUAUCCCCUCAACUUAUUUGUAUGCCUUGUGUGCCCCUUAGGUAGUCGGCAAUCGACGACACAAUGCUCUCACAACGACCCUUCGGCGACACGAUGUGGCGGCUCUCGCGGAACGCCGUCGUCGGCACCUGGUAUCGAUGCCCAACAAUGCCGACGACGAAGCCUGCCGGUGUUCCUGCGACCCUAACAGCGACGGGGGCGAGUACAAAGCCCUGACGGAAUUCAAAGAGCGAAAGCAACGAGAACAUAGCGUAUCAGAACAAUACGAGGAGGAACAGCAGGAGCAGAUUGCUCGGGAAGAGGCGGCUUACGAACGAAAAGCGGCUGUUGGGUCUGGCAACGACGACAGCGACAGCGACGACGAGUUUGACUAUCUCCUCGACGAGGAUUUCGGGGUGGAAGACGAAACAAUCCGACUCCUAGAGGAAGAAAGGCGAGCAGAGCUGGAAUAUCAGGUGCUGGUGCGCCAGGUGGCCGGGCACCACGGAUACGGCGUGCACCGGCAGCUGCAUCCCACCCGUGUGCUAAGGAUCGGUGGGCUGGGCAGGGACGCGGCCAAGAGCAAGGGGGUCCCGCCGCCCCCACAAGCGGUGGUGUUGCACCUGGUAGACCCGGAAUCCAUCACCAGCGCAUCCCUGGACUACUACAUCGAAAAAGAGCUCGCGCCGCAGUGCCCCGGCACCAUGUUCCUGAGAAGCGGGGGCCGAUCGGUCCUCUCUAUGGAUUCGGACCUGGCUCGGAAAUCGCUGCCCCCCAACGUUCUCAACCCCGACCGGGACCUGCCGGCACUGGUAGCGAUCCGCGAUGGCGUUGCGAUCCACGCAUGCCCCCGGUUGCUCGGUCUCGGCGCGGAGGGCGGGGAGAUCGAACCGGGCGCCGUGCGGCACUGGCUGGAUCGCGCGCGCGUCCUGCGGACCGAUCCGCCGUCGGACGACGUCUGCCUGAUCCGCCCGGAGGAAGAAGCCCACAUGGACUUUAUGCUUUCCCAGGCGCAGCCGCCGGCGCCGGCGGCCCGUGAAGAGGAGGAGGACCACUACAAUUGCGGCGUGGAGGGCUGCCACAAGUACUUCCGGCACGAGCACGUCGGUGUGAAAACGGAGGAGCAGAGUGGGCUAGUGGUGAAGGAAGACAAAAUACUGGGGAUGGGGGACUUUGAGUAUUGCCAGUUUUUAGAAGAAUAACGGCAAGGAAUCUUUGAAAUAAUUAUCGAAGGAGCGU
Molecule: messenger RNA, 1468 nt
Organism: Pseudo-nitzschia multistriata
Lineage: Eukaryota; Bacillariophyta; Bacillariophyceae; Bacillariales; Bacillariaceae
Source: the annotation of a GenBank genome assembly